AUGGCUUCAUCUGCUGCGCUGACUACCACUCACCUCCCGCAACUGAGAGCUGAGCUUGCGGAUUGGAGGCAGAAGCAACCAUCACAGGCCAGCUUCACCACUUCCCUGCCAGUGUCAAGUGUCAGCAACACCCUAGACACUACGGUGGGUAAGAAUGUCAUCGUCGCGUUUCGGACCCGCCCCCCUCUGGAGAAUGAAGCAGAAACCAAAUUCUCUGUGUUCGAGCGUGAUUUAGGAGAAAAUGCUCCAGAAUCGGCUGACCAGGAAGAGGAAGAUUUGAAACCGACUGAUGUCGCCGAAGGACAGCCAGCGUUUUGUGCAGGCAUUAGUGUCACCGCUGCAGAGCCUGGGGAGUUCGUUGCGCACGUACCAGGAUGGAAGUGGAACGGCCCCACAUUGACUCACAAAAGGUUCUCCUCCGACAUUGCAUUUGGCCCCGACGUGGAAAACGAAGAGGUCUAUCAACGUACGGUGGUCGCUCAUGAGUUUCUCACUCUUGCACUCUCCGGUGGUAUAGCGUGCAUUCUCGCCUAUGGCCAAACAGGCUCAGGAAAAACGUUCACAAUCGAAGCGCUCGAGCAACGAGUUGCGCGAGAUCUGUUCACAGUAUCGAAAGUCAUGGCGCAGCGCCUUCGCGAUGCGGAGCGAAGAGAUGCAGCUCAGAGUGAUGCCCCCCUAGACGAAGCGGAAGGCGAUAUCUUCGAGUUCAGUGCGACGUUCCUAGAGCUACUUGGGAAACGUGCGGUAGAUCUGCUGGAGUCUGUGGAUGGCCUGUCUGUUGAUUCACAAGGUCACCCAAUCCGCACCGAGGUUGUGGUUCAGGAGAACAAGGCGGGCGAAGUACGCCCUAAGUUGGUUUCAACGGUAUUCCGAUCGUCGGAUGAACUCGGGGGACUUAUCGCAACGGCCCUUUCUCAUCGACGUACCUCUGCGACCGCGCGCAACGCAAGAUCCAGCCGUAGUCAUGCUAUUUUGACCAUCAGGAUCAAGAACAAGCUACUGCCAUACGCAGAUGAUGGACAGCUGAUCCUCGUAGAUCUGGCCGGGAGUGAACGCUAUGAGGACUCGAAAAGACAUGACAAGCAGCGAAUGACAGAGUCCAAGGAGAACAACACAAGCCUUAUGAAUCUGAAGGACUGCGUGCGUGCGAAGGCAAAGAUGGCCAACGAGGACGGCUUCGUGCAUAUUCCAUGGCGUAUGAACAAGUUGACCAUACUUCUUAAGUCAAUAUUUGACCCGGAGUCAAGGCAAACAUCCAAGACGCUGAUCAUCGCGCAUGUUUCGCCCCACAUUCAGGAUUGUACGCACAGUGUCAACACGCUCUCGUACGCCUCCCCGUUCAAGACCUCUCCUCCGAAAGCCAAAGGUCCCGCGCCGUACGACCCGACUGACCCACGAACUUGGAAUACGGUGCAGACGCAGCAGUGGCUGAAAGAAGAAUUCACCAAACGCGCACGCACGAGGUUAGCUGCGGCAUACAAGGUGAAGGAGAAGGACGUCAGGGCGCGGGUCAUUAAAUUACCGCCGCCGGAUAUGAGCGCGCCAGUAGUGCUUGCAGUAGAUGUGGAGAAGCUGUGCCCGGAGGGCAUGACGGCGACACACUUUGGGCGGAUGUACACGACCGAAUUCGUCCAGCGGGUGAUGGAGCUAGCGACGUUUAGCGAAGAGAAUGCGCCGCACGUUGUGCGCUCUGCGGCCGCAGAGGUGGUGGGGUCGCUCACAUACCUCCUUCUGACCGCGAAGACAAGGACGCGGAAGGAGAUCAUGAAGAGCCGAAAGAAGUUGACGCUGGAUGCUACGUACGGUGAAGUCCCCACACGAAUGGUAGUGUCAGCCGCAGGCGCGGACGUCAUUCAAGUGCCGGAGUGCCGCCAGCUGCGCUUGUAUUCGGACGAGGAGAUACAGGCUACUUGGGAACAUAUGGGCAAACGGUGGACAGAGACGAUCGAUACCGCGAUGGCUGAGGCUGAUGCGGAGCACGAGAAUACGGAUGAUGCUCGGGUCUCCGCAAUUGUGGCGAUGUUAGAUGCAUGGAGGGCUCUUGCAAAACAAGGUGCAGAGACAGUUUAG
Messenger RNA from Fibroporia radiculosa, 2070 nucleotides. RefSeq lists its product as uncharacterized. Lineage: Eukaryota; Fungi; Basidiomycota; Agaricomycetes; Polyporales; Fibroporiaceae. Gene Ontology annotation, cellular component: kinesin complex; centrosome; spindle. The transcript has 8 exons. Gene Ontology annotation, molecular function: ATP binding; microtubule binding; ATP hydrolysis activity. Bases 1 to 2070 code for a protein of 689 amino acids. Gene Ontology annotation, biological process: microtubule-based movement. The record is from RefSeq and is a predicted model, not a curated record.